Molecule: messenger RNA, 3730 nt
Organism: Manis javanica (Malayan pangolin)
Lineage: Eukaryota; Metazoa; Chordata; Mammalia; Pholidota; Manidae
Gene: PFKFB2
Product: 6-phosphofructo-2-kinase/fructose-2,6-biphosphatase 2
Biological process (GO): fructose metabolic process; fructose 2,6-bisphosphate metabolic process
Cellular component (GO): cytosol
Molecular function (GO): fructose-2,6-bisphosphate 2-phosphatase activity; 6-phosphofructo-2-kinase activity; ATP binding
Source: RefSeq, a predicted model, not a curated record
ACCAACGGGGUGUUGGCGAAGCCAGGCCCGGGCACGUGAUCUGCCGGCGACUCCCGCGCCCGCUUCAGUCGGUCGGCUCCUGUCUGCAGCGCACCAGGGAAGUGCCAGGGCCACUGCCAGGAGGGAUCUUAGGAGAGGUCGUGGGACAUCUCCUGAAGAGCUGCCAUGUCCGGGAAUUUUGCCUCUUCCUCAGAACAGAACAACAGCUGUGAAACCAAAACCACAAAUCUUCGAAUGUCAGAGAAGAAAUGCUCAUGGGCCUCCUACAUGACCAACUCCCCAACUCUUAUCGUUAUGAUUGGCUUGCCAGCCCGGGGCAAGACCUAUGUGUCCAAGAAACUCACACGCUACCUCAACUGGAUUGGGGUGCCCACCAAAGUGUUUAAUCUUGGGGUGUAUCGGCGUGAAGCUGUCAAGUCCUAUAAAUCCUAUGAAUUCUUCCGGCACGACAAUGAGGAGGCCAUGGAGAUCCGCAAAGCUGGCAUCCCUCUAGUCCUCUGCUCUCCUGGCAGACGGUGUGCUCUGGUGGCGCUGGGCGACGUUAAGACCUACCUCACUGAGGAGAGCGGGCAGAUUGCGGUGUUUGACGCCACAAAUACCACUAGGGAGCGGAGGGACAUGAUUUUGAACUUUGCCGAGGAGAAUUCCUUCAAGGUAUUCUUUGUGGAAUCUGUCUGUGAUGAUCCUGAUGUCAUUGCUGCCAACAUCCUGGAGGUAAAGGUCUCGAGCCCUGACUACCCUGAAAGGAACAGGGAGAACGUGAUGGAGGACUUCCUAAAGAGAAUCGAGUGCUACAAGGUCACUUAUCGACCCCUUGACCCAGACAACUAUGACAAGGACCUUUCUUUCAUCAAGGUGAUAAAUGUGGGCCAGCGGUUUUUAGUGAACAGAGUCCAGGACUACAUCCAGAGCAAGAUCGUCUACUACCUCAUGAAUAUCCAUGUCCAGCCUCGUACCAUUUACCUUUGCCGGCACGGAGAGAGUGAGUUCAAUCUCCUGGGGAAGAUCGGAGGUGACUCUGGUCUCUCUGUGCGGGGGAAGCAGUUUUCCCAGGCCCUAAGGAAGUUUCUAGAGGAACAGGAGAUAGCGGACCUCAAAGUGUGGACGAGCCAGUUGAGGAGGACUAUCCAGACAGCUGAAUCCCUGGGGGUGACCUACGAGCAGUGGAAGAUUCUGAAUGAGAUUGACGCUGGCGUGUGCGAGGAGAUGACCUAUGCAGAGAUCGAGAAGCAGUACCCGGAGGAGUUUGCGCUUCGAGACCAAGAGAAGUACCUGUAUCGAUACCCUGGCGGGGAGUCAUACCAGGACCUGGUGCAGCGGCUGGAGCCUGUCAUCAUGGAGCUGGAGCGUCAGGGCAACGUCCUCGUCAUCUCCCACCAGGCUGUCAUGCGCUGCCUGCUGGCCUACUUCUUGGAUAAGGGCGCAGAUGAGCUGCCAUACUUGAGGUGCCCUCUCCAUACCAUCUUCAAACUCACUCCGGUGGCCUACGGGUGCAAAGUGGAAACAGUUAAACUCAAUGUGGAGGCGGUGAACACCCACCGUGACAAGCCAACUAACAACUUCCCCAAGAACCAAACCCCUGUAAGGAUGAGAAGGAACAGCUUCACGCCUCUGUCCAGUUCGAAUACAAUAAGGCGUCCAAGAAAUUACAGUGUUGGGAGCCGGCCCCUCAAGCCCCUCAGCUCUCAUGCCCUGGACAUGCAAGAAGGGGCCGACCAGCCGAAGACCCAAGUCAGCAUUCCAGUGGUGUGACCGUGUGCUCCCCUCCAGCCCUGGCCUCCUGCCCCUGCCACUAACCCCCAAGGGAUCAUUUAACUUCCAGCCCCCACUGCCAACACCCCACCGCGAAUCUUAACCCAGAGUGUGAGGUCAUGUUUCCUGACCAACCUCAGCUAUCCUACAGUGUGAAACAUCCUCUUGCCCAGGGGCAAAUCGGCGAGUUGAGUAUUUUAGGACAGGUCCUCGGUUGGGGUGGCCUGGAGGAAGUGGUGAAGGGACAACACUCCCUUGGCACACUGGCAUAGCUGGGGCUGAGGCUUGGCAAGCCACACACACUUUGUUCUUGUUUGGCCCUGGUUCUAAGCUCACUAAUGUCCUUGAGUGGUCAGGUGGGGGUCUGGGUCCAGGGGGACACAGAAGCCUGUCUUCCCUUCACCUUUGUCUGUGCGGGGCGUGCUUCACUCACUGCCCUUCCUUGGCUGCGCCCUCCCUCCUUGCCCCCGUGUCGGAUGUCCAGCUUACUGCAUGUCGCUGUCAUUGUGGUGUCCACCCGCGAGGGAUGGUGGUCGGCGAGGGAGAAGUCUUCUCUGCAGUGGGCCUAGGUGGAUGUGGAUCAGGGGCAUUUCUUUUCCCUUCUCCCUUCCUUUCAAGCCAGGUUCUGCAGGGGUCAGCCCGGGCCACAGAACACGCACAGGCGCUCUAGAGCCUGCCGGUGCACGUGGGUGAGAAUUCUUGCCUCCUUUCCUGAGAAAUAGGCCUCUGUCUUCGGUGCCUCAGAGUAUGUGGGAAAUAUGUUGGUUUGUAUUUUUCAUUUCAAGAGCCAGGCAUCCUGGUGGCUGUGGGGCGAGGCACAGGACGGUAGAGUGGCCUCUGGCCGUUGCAGGACUGUUGCAGGGCAGUGCGGCCUCUUGGCCGACCACAGCACCUUUCCUGCCAAGGCUGUAGUUCCCUGACCUCGGGCUGUUAGAAGGACAGGGGUAGAUCCAGGAGUCACCAUAUCGAGGCUUGAAUCGCUCAGGGCAGAAGGCAGAGAAGAAUUCACUCAAACUGCUUGUUAUUUUCCAGUAAGUUUCAACACACUCUCCUCUCUAAGUUAAAAAUUUCUUUUCACAUGAGCAAUUGUUUUUCCAAGGGUGGGAAAGCCUGCUGAUGAAUUAACCUCCCUCCUAGUAGUCUUUUAUCUCAUCUUGAUGUCUUUGGUACCCUGUGGGGGUCUAACUCUUGACUGUAUUUACCAAUUCACUUUUGUCAUUUUAUUUUCUUUGUAGGGUUAAAUGAAAUGGGUAGAACAGGGAUCCUUAGCCCCUUGACCCUGAUGGCAUUCUCCUUCCCUCCAGUUGUGUAUGCAAAACGUCUGAAUAUAUGUGCAUUUUUCUGAGAGGCAAGGCCUUCUAGUGAGACCUAAGAGAUAGAUGACUCCCCACCUUAAAGUUAUCAGUUUGUAGAGCAAGCUUAGCUAUUUGCCAAGGGGGUUUUUGUUUGGUAAUAGAAGACCUUUUGUCAUGGUUCUCAUCCGGAAUUAUUCAUUAGAAUCCUCUUUAGAAGUUUUGAAAUACAUGCACAUGCCUCCUUUUAACCCUUUACUUUGCAGGGUGACAUGGAGCAAAUCACCCUGUAAAUAAAUGUCCUUGGGCACUAGAUGGGAAUUUUAAGCACCCUGGAGAGAGGUAGUGAGAUAAAGCCUGUAGGAUGAUAAAGGAUAUCAAGCAAAGGCAGCUGACUUGUGGCCUUGAGUCCUUUUUUCUUACAUCCCGAGUUGGCUCUCACAGCCAGUUUCCAAAGGUUGCUCGCCUAGAUUCUCCUGAAAUUGCAUCCAAGGUGUAAGUAACCUGCUAGUCCUGUUUAGCCAUCACACAGUGUGUACUUAGUGCCCUUGGUUGUGGGGCUUUGGGCUGGGUGCGGGUAGUGGUUGUGGUAGGAUCCACAGAGGUGGAAGAGAAAAGUCCUUGCCCUGAAGAAAGUUAUUUUGGGGACAGGGCAUAUAAUUUACAGUAAGUGAACAUUUUCCAAA